Molecule: messenger RNA, 8982 nt
Organism: Lodderomyces orthopsilosis Co 90-125
Lineage: Eukaryota; Fungi; Ascomycota; Pichiomycetes; Serinales; Debaryomycetaceae
Exons: 1
Coding region: 1-8982 (2993 amino acids)
Biological process (GO): fermentation
Cellular component (GO): membrane
Source: RefSeq, a predicted model, not a curated record
AUGGCUUUUGAACCCCAGUUCAUGGCAGUGAUUUCCAACGCAAAUUUUAGUGUCUCAUUUUGGAUCUAUUUUGUUGAUUGGAUACUAUCCUUGGUGUUGGGACUUGCUUUUAUAUUCUAUUUCCAUAAACUUUUGGGAUUUCUAGUGACAUUAGUAUGCAAGCUUAUACUAUGGAACGUUUAUCGCAUCAGAGUCCAUAUUGAUGCGUUCAAAUUAUCGCCGCUUGGAGGUCGACUAUUUAUGAAGAAUUUGACAAUAGUGACUGCAGAUACAACAAUUUCAAUAUUGAAUGUCACAUUUACCUGGAGGUACUGGAUAGUAUCACUUACCAAGUUAUCCGGGUUCUACUGGGAUACUGACAGUGAAACUGGUGGAGUCUCCCAGCGUCAGAAUGACAAGCUGCCGUGCAGAUUUAUCGUAGAUGUUGAGGGAAUUGAGAUUUUCACUUAUAAUAAGACUGCCGCCUACGAUAAUAUAAUGGAUAUUUUGAAUGGAAAGAAACUCGAUGAGAAGAGUGGUCAGAGGAAGGAUCAGGAAGGAAAGACAGCGAAUGGGGACAACGAACAAGAGAAGGAAUCAAGCACCUCUUCAGCCGAAUACGAUGUGCAUGGUCAUAGCGAUGAGAAGGAUCUGAAUCAGGUCCAGAAUGAACCAUCAGAGGACUCUAACAUACACUCUAAACAAACAGUACCUCUUUUAUUACAGAUAUUGCCCAUCGAUUUCAGGAUAAAGAAAGGAGCAUUUGUUGUUGGAAACGUUACAACACCGUCAGUUUUAGUUGCAUCAUUCAAAUAUGGAAGGGGAUUGUUGGACAUCACCAAAGCUCCUAAUCCUGUCGAUCAUUAUAGACUUUUGCAUGAUUUUCGGUUCGACGAAUUUCAGAUUUGGAUAAGGCCGAAUAUUGGAUUCGACAAAUAUAGGUACGGGAAAGAAGAUCAUGAAAAAAUCCAUUCAGAUAGCGGCAGGAUGGAUAAUUUGCGCAAUAUAAAGUCAUACAAGCUUUGGUACAAAUUUUUGGUUGGGAGUAAGUGGAUUGGACGAAAAGUUCAAGAAAAAGUUUUAAGAAAACACAAACCAAACGAUGAUAGCCCUGAUGAUCAGCUUGAUUGGAAGGGAUUACGAAGGUAUAUUGGAGAUUCUGAAGAUCCUGUAAUAACAACCCUUCUUACCAGUGACGAGCAAUAUGCGAAAUAUAGUUUGAUUCUUGACUCGACACUGACAAGAUUUGUUUACUUUUACGAUUCCCCGGGAAUACAGCCAUCCAGCACGAGUUGCAUCGAGAGGGAAGCACCAGAACUGGGACUUGAAAUUGAAAUUUCAUUUGGUACAAUUCAUUAUGGUCCAUGGGCAGAUAGACAAAGGAUCCCACUUCAAAAUAUGUUAUUUCCUUCACUUGCAAGGGAUUCGGUACCUACUUCGGAUUUUUUGAAGGCUGGCCUCAAAAGAGACUAUGAGGGAUUUAAAGUCACCGUUAUCGUUAGAGACGAAUUGGUGCUUCGAAUUCCUACUAGAGAAGCAAGUAAAGAUAAGGAGUUUUUGAAACAGAAUCCCAACCACCAAGCUUUUCAAAAGACUGCAAGGCCAUUUGGUUGGCUUGAACUUAAAGUUGCAGAGGGAUCGAAUGUGGGACUGUUCACCUCCUUUAUCUCGAAUCAAGAAAAAGGUUUCCCAAACAAGUUAAAGGUGAACCUUAGCAGCCCAGAGAUUAGGUCCUCCGUUAACCAUGACGUUCUAUACUCUGCUGACUCACACGAAAUAAAUGCUGAUAUUGCUCUCCCGUCACAGUGGAAUGGCAAAUGUAAUUGGUCGUUCGAUCAAGUCAGUUUAAACCCUCGAUUAUUUUUGUUAAGAGAACACCUUUUCUUAUUGUCAGAUCUUUUCACUGACUUUGCUUCUGGAGAACCACAACCAUACGAGAACUUCAGGCCUUUUUUAUACAAAAUAAAUUGGAAGUUGAUCAACUAUGAACUUUAUCUAAAUGUGAAUGAUUCAAACAUUAUCAACAAUCCGUUGGAUUUCAACAGCAACAAAUAUUUAUCAUUUCAAGGUGAAGAGCUCAACAUAAAUCUAUCAAUCCCUUUGAAUGGCGCUAGCACCAAAAAAACAACAAUUUCGUAUUUCUUGGACACCUCUCACUUUGAUUUGAUUCUUGACACCCCCCCAUGGCAUACCGUCAACACAUUCUUGAAAGGAUCAAAUGUUGUUGGAAAGAGUGGCCAGUUUCUGGUACAAGGCGAUUAUACAUUUUACAGUGCCGUUGAAGUUAACACAUCAAAUUGUAUUGAAAUUAACUGUUUUGGCGAAGAUAUAUGUUUGAAAUUUUUUGGGUUUGUGAUACGUUAUUUAUUUACUGUGAAAGAUAACUACUUCGGAGAACAUGUGCAUUUUAAAACUUUUGAGGAGUACAAUUAUGGCAGCGUGAGUUCAGAGUCCCUGAAAGAUGUACAAUCUCAGACCGAAUCCACAGUAGAUGAUAAAGACUUGUGGAAGAUGUUCAAGACUGAAAACGAUGUGGAUGUACUUUUUAAAUUUCAAGUUCGGAAUGGUCUAAUGCUUCUCCCUCGUAACUUGUACAGCUGUUCAAGUCAUAUCGGGUUACAUUUUGACACGUUGGAUGUUGACAUGCGGUUCUGUAACUACUACAUGGACAUGCAAGUGGAUUUUAGUCCUAUUUCAGGAGUUUUGAACAGCGCAGAUGUGGAACCUCUGGAUUUAAUGGACGUGGCUUGCUACGUUGACAAAUAUUUGCAAAACAAUGUCGAUAUGCAGGUGGACGGAUUUACUGUUCAUUCACACAGAAUGUUCAGUGCACCACCCGAAGAAGUGACUUUUUGGUGCAAAUGGGAUUUCUGUUUUGGAGACUGGGUUAUUGAUAGCAGUCCUUACUUUUUACAAUACAUGAUAUCUGGCCUAUCGAAUUUUAGUGUUGGUUUUAAGGACCAAGCUAAUGCGUUGGAGGAGUUAUUCCCACCUGCAUUUGAUGCAGCAAACUUUUCAAUUAGAUUUUCAAAGUUCAUUUUAAGGUUAAGACCAGAUGCGUUUUCUUUCGUCGAAGUAAUAUUGGAUGAUAUUUUGUUGUCUGUGAACGAUGUGCCUAAUAUGAGAUACUCCAGCAAGUUGGUGGUUUCAAUACCUGGCAUCUCUUCCAAAAUUGUCGAGGUAGACGAUAGAAAAAGCGAGAAAAUAAUGGCAGCACUCAAUACGUCAAUCGUUUUCACCAAUAUAUGCCAAAAAGUUGACAUGAUUGGGUUAAGAGACACCAGAGAGUUCCAUGUUAGGGAUGGCGAUGCUCCUUUCCAUAGAGCUCCAUUUUUAUUGUUUGAAAAUUUCAGGGAUUCGUUUUACAGAAGGAACAAGGGUUGUCUUUUGACAACCAUGUCUCUUCCUAAAGUACAUGUGCCAUUAACAGAGGCAACUCUGGAUAGAUGGAUGCCGAAAGGUCUGCUGUCAUCAACAAGUUCAGACACGUCAUCCUUGACUUCGAGCAAAUCAUCGGAUUUGGAGUUUCCCACAGUGAAUUACUGUGAUGGAGAUUUUUGCCCAUCUUAUCUGGUAGAUCCUGACACAGAAUACGACAACUUGAUUCUUGAGAUUGGUGAUGUUAAAUCGUUUCUAAGUCCCGCAUCAUUACCCAUUAUUUAUAAAGUUGCUCAAACAUUAGAAGAUUUUGAUUUAGAAUCAGUGAUGGAUCAGGUGGGAUCCACAACAAUAAAGGGACUUCAGAGUCUCAUGAGCUCAUCAAAAGAAAUCAAAAAUUUACGGUUGGUCAAUCAUAACCUUGUUUUAUACCUCGGACAAUACCAUCUUGAGAACGUAGAUAAUUUGGAAGCCUUUUACCACGACAAAGAUAGAAUCGUACUUAGGACUUCGAAUAUAUCAUUGGCCUUGUCAAGCAAGACGCAACUCACAACAAAAUCAGGUCAAAUUGAUUUAGAAGAAAGUAUAACCAUAGCUUAUCAUAUGAGCUUCUUGUCCUUGAGUUGCCAACAAAAGAAUAAACACCAAUUGGCAUUUGUCAUUAACAUACAAGAUAUUGAAGGUUGGUUGAAUAAAAUUAAAGAGAGUGCCGAAGGAUCGACUCGAUAUGACUACUUGGACGGUGAUUUCGAUGUUAAUCAAGCUCAGUGGCUAGCAGGCUUUCUCAAACAAUUCAGCAAAAGCCUCGAACAGGAAAUGACAAUGUUUGAAAACUUGCAAAGUAAGCGAGAAACUCACGCCAAUUUGGUCCAUGCUUUGACUGUCGCCUCUUCUGAGUAUGCUAUUGAUCAUGAUCCUGAUGUUCUCACGCGUCCUGCUUAUUUUUUGCGGUUAAAAUCCGAGCAUAUCAGAUUUUUUGACGGUUGGAAAGUGACAGCUCGUCUUCAACAUAUCCUUCGUACGUUGCCCAAAUCAUGGAUUGAUGAUACGUCAGCAAAGUUCAAAGCGCGUGCUUACAAGCUUCCAGAUAAUGCUUUUGAGCAGGUUUUGGACAUAUUCUCAGGAUGGAGAGCGUGGGAAGCCAACCAACAACAGAGACUCUACAUGUUUAAAACAAUUUUUGGCAAGGAGAUACUGGGAGUUACAAAAAAAUCUACCAAAUUUGAUUUUAUUGGAAUUUCGACAACAUUGAAGAGUAGCGACCUGAAAGAUACCACAUUCAUUAAUCUUGAAGAGCUUGACUUGAGUUACAAGAGCACAUUUAGCGAUUCCAAAGGAGAACUAUCAGAUAUUGCAGAAAUGGUUGUGAAAUUGAACAAUUAUGAGAGUAAAGUUACAAAAGAGAUUUUCGAAUAUGUAAGAAAGGUACAUCUCUGUGAUGUCAACCAGGACCUUGAAUCAGUUGUGAAAGAUGAGGCAACGAAUGAGUCUCAUGCACAGGUACUGGAUACUCCUCCCGUAGAAGCCACUACACUCCCGAACCGCAAAAAGUCAUUAAAUAUUAUUGUUGAUGUGAAGGCGUUUGAGCAAACCGUGUCCUUGUUCAAUACUUCUGUGGGUAUAAGGUUGGAGAGUUUCCUUUCUCAUAUUGAUUCUAACAAUGUUUCGAAAGGACAAGUUUACGCAAUUGGGGCCAAUGAAGUGGAAUUGAGGAGUGCGGUAGAUUCACGGAAUGUGUUGAUACAAGAUUUCUCGGGAAUGCAUGUUUUGUUUGCGCAAUCCGAUUCAGCUUUACAUGUGGAUGUUGAGGUAGAUACCUCGAGUACCUUCUUUUUCGACAAGAAUGACAACUUUGUGAGUACGUUACGCACAGUUUUAGAGAGAGAUUACCCAUAUGUGACGAAUCUAAUGAAAUCCAUUCCCCAGGGGUCAAACGUAAAGUCUACUCAGCCUAAAUUGUCAAAAUCUCUUUCGGCUUCGAUGAAGAUGAAUGAGGUGAUUUGGAAUUUCGGUGUACUUCACCCCCUUGUCUUCUCAGGAGCUAUAUUGAACACGUCACUAUCUGCAUCCAUGGUGGACGAUGUUCUAACUUCCAAAUUGAAAGUGGAAAAAAUCAAAAGCAAUUUAGGUAUGGCUCUCAACAGCAUACUUGAACUACAUUCCGCGGACUUGAUGGCUUCGAUUUCAUUUUACAAACUGGAAAAGGUUUCAACAUUAACCUCUAAUGUAUAUUUGGGCUAUUUCAAAGCAUUAUUACCUGAUCUAAAUCGUGCCAUGAUAUUUGCUACGAAAGAUAAGUUUUUGCUAGAGGAAAAAGUUAAUGCUAUUUCAGAGGUACUCAAAAAGGUUGCUCCAAUCGACAAGCUGACUCCAAAUAAAUUUAAAGAAAUUCCGUGUCUUUUCAAGUUGAGAUUCAAAAACGACUACUUCGAAGUAGCAUCCAUUGUUCAUAGAGCUAGCGUCAGUUUAGGUUUAGAAGGAUCUACUUUAAAUUUGAGCAAUGUUUCCACCACUGAACUUCCAGAAGGCAAAUUCACAAAUUACAGGGUUCAACUAUAUGGGGAUAUUUCCCUACCGGCCAUUAGACUCAGUUUGAUGGAAAAAGGAAUUCCUAUUGGUUUAUCGAAUAUUUUAGCAUUUGGCGUCUCGGUAAGACUAUUUAAUGACAUAGACACACCAGGAAAGCGACAAAACUUACAGGUUGAAUCGCAAUAUUUUAGGGUGUGUUUAUCAGAACCAGUGGUAGUGUCAGCAAUAACGCUUAUUGACGAGGUUAUGAAACACUUUUCAGGUUCAAAGGAAAGCCAGCAGGUGUUGCAAGAUGCAUUUCAAACUCCAGAAGCCCAACGAAAUACAUUUGAGCUGUGGGUUUACACCAAGUUUUCAUCCUUCCAGUUCUUGUUCUACGAUUUUUGCGUUGGUUGGCUAUUCAAUGAUGAAUCUAAGGAAAACCCAGGAAUUAUUGUUGGUGCUGAGAAGUUCUUUGCAGCAACCGAAGAGAAUCUUGGAAAAUUCACAUUGAUGGGCUCUUACUUCUCUAUUGCAAAUGGCAAUCAGUCGUCUAAUUUCUACAGUACGGAGUCGGAACAAGUGCGUUUGAAUAGAGGUUUUCUUCCAAUGUUACAAUUGAUAUUUAUGAUUGAGAAGCAAUCAAAAACAUCGAAACAUUUGAGAAUCACCUUACGUGGAGAUGAAGUAGACGUCAAGUUUUUGUCUACUUCAGUUGGGAGUACCAUCCAAAAGUCGACUACACAGGCUUUAAGAAUUCAGAAAUAUUUGGAACAAAAGGCAGCUGCUCGUCCCUUGGAAGAGGAGAAGACAAAUACGGAGAAGACAACAAAGCAGCCCACUGUUAACACAUCAUUCCAAUCUAUAGAAUUUAGCUCUACAUUUGCUGGAUCAAAUGUGUCUAUCUAUAGGUUGGAAGACGACGAGCAAGAGAAUACGCCAUCUUUGUAUUUGCAUGCACCUGCUUUCAAUACAGCUUUUAGAUUUAAGAAAAUGACAGACUCCAAGAGUCAAAUUAUGGGCGAAUUAGUGAUAUCGCAAUCUGAAAAUGUCUUAUUUCCCAAGUGUGUUCCAGUGUUUUUGGACUUAGCGGCUAGCACCAAAGAUUUGAUGCGUAGCCCCAAACCAGAAAAAGGAAAGCCAGAAGACAAUUCAAAUAAUACAAACUUUAUCGAAAGUUUACUUCAAGAGAUGGACAUUCAUUUUGGGCUAAGGAUCGAAAAGCAGUUUCUCACUCUCAGUUGUGAGCCAACGGCGAAGGUGGCGGCGGUCGUUGGACUUGAAGGUAUUCAUGUUCAGUUGAAUACCGAUGAGGGGACAAAUCCCAGUUUCACAGCGUCCUUGUUAUUGGACUGGGUUUCUGCUUCAUUACAGCAUAUAUACUCAAGAGAAAUAAGUGCUUCGAUGAAAGUGGAAAAGAUACUUUUGCUGAGUAACUUUGAAAUUGGAGCAAAGAAUCAGAAUGUUACAUCCGGAUGCAUGACAGAAGUGGAUGGGUUUAUCAACGUAAAACAGUAUCAAGAUGUGGACUUAUUCAAAGAUAUUUGGUUUCCUAGAGAAUUGUUUGAAAUUUAUGCAACAGAGGAUGGGACAGAAACAGGUCACGAAAAGCAAGAUCAAGUUUCCGAAUUGGCUCAAGACAAGAGUAUUUCUUCCAAAUUUAAAGAAGUGUCUACUACCUAUGCUUUCCCUUGGAUCGUUCUUUUUGUUGCAAACGCUAUUAAUCUCCAAGUAGAUUUUGGUCAGUCUUUGGGAGUUUCAAAUUUGACAAUUGAAAACUUUUGGGCAGUAUCUAAAAAGAGUCUUGACUGGUCUCAGGAUUUAAAGGCGGGUAUAAAUGCUAUUAAAUUAUCCUCGAAAGGUAGAUUAGGUGGUUUUUUAACUGUAAGUGAUAUCAACUUGCACACCGCAAUUAGCUGGAAACUUAAAGAUGGAGAUACUCUAGAUGUGCCUUUGAUUUUGUUAUCGGGAGGAGUCAACAAGCUAGCUGCAAAAGUGUCAUUUGAUUACAAUGUUGUUGCAAUUGCCAAUGUGGAAUGCUUCUCGAUGGACAUAUACAACCGAAAGGGGACAGUUUCUAUGGCCAAGGAUCACUUGUUUGUUACCACAAAGUUUAAUGUCGCAGAACUAUACAUGACGUCAUUGACUGCCUCGAAUUUUGUUGACAUUAGCAACACAAUAUCUCGUAUGAUUCAGGAUAAUCGAAGGUCAUAUAAGGAAACAUUGAGAGAUUCGAGCAGGGGCGACUCCGUCGAUAAAAAGACGUCGUCAAGAUCGUAUUCAAAUGAGGCUAUCUUGAAGACCAUAAAGAAAUUGCAGACCAAGAUUCAUGUUUCAGCUGGAAAGAUUUUAGUUCACAUAUAUCCAUCGUCAAUUGAUAAUUCCAAAGUGUUGGUAAUAAACCUAGACGAGUCACGAAUCAAGUUUCAACAAAAUGAGUAUGGUCGCGGGAUGGCCAAUGAGAUGGAUGUAAAGUUUAAUGACUUGAAGGUCUCGUUAUCUACCGUUCCCUCGGUGGAUGAAGUUUUCGUAGAGAAGUGUUCCGUUGAUGAAUUUGUUGAAAUGGCACACAAGGCAAAAGGUGGUAGUAUCUUUGUGUUUCCGUCGUUUAGAAUAUCUAUGCGAACAUUCCAAAAGGAUGGAACUAAUGUGAUUGAAUACUACUAUCAAUCCACAUUCAGCGGAACUGUUGACAUAAGAUGGAAUUUGGGGUCAGUCAAUUUUAUUCGAGAAAUGUACUCAAUCCAUGCAAAUGCAUUAGCUUCUAGAAUGGAGUACCGGCACAGAAUGAGAACACUUGAUGAUAUUGAAAAUUCGAAAUCUAUUUUGAAGCAACAAUUGAAUGCCGAGGAUCCAACUAAAGACAUAGACGAUGCUAUUCAAGAGCGACUUGAGAAAGCAGAAACCAUGUCAAAAUUCCGAUACGUGGCUUUGGCUCCGCCAAUUAUAGAAGCCCCACAACUCAAAGAGCUAGGAAAUGCUACGCCACCAUUGGAAUGGUUUGGAUUGCACCGUGACAAGUUUCCCAACUUUACGCAUGAGUUGGUUAUUGUAAACUUGCAAAAAUUGGUUCAUGAGAUUGAAUUACGAUAUUCAAAGACCUUGGGUAAGGCAUAG